This is a messenger RNA of Enterobius vermicularis (human pinworm), 615 nucleotides long. The record is from the annotation of a GenBank genome assembly. NCBI's taxonomy places the organism in Eukaryota, Metazoa, Nematoda, Chromadorea, Rhabditida, Oxyuridae.
AUGACUUCUCGUAUGUACAGUGCUUUCUUGAAAAAUGGAUUACUUAAGAAGUCGACGCCAGCAAUCAUCUCAGCCCGAAAUAACUACAAAUAUGUUGGUGAACAAUCACCACUUGACGGAUCAUUGAAAAGUGAGAUAAAUGCUGGUCUCCACACAAUUUUUUUCACCGAGAUGUUCAGAGGGCUUGGCAUUAUAAUUGGACAUUAUUUUAUGGAGCCAGCUACAAUAAACUAUCCAUUUGAAAAGGGACCAAUUAGCUCUCGUUAUCGGGGAGAACAUGCUCUGAGGCGGUAUCCAUCUGGAGAGGAAAGGUGUAUUGCUUGUAAACUGUGUGAGGCUAUUUGUCCAGCACAGGCAAUAACAAUUGAGGCAGAACCUCGACCUGAUGGAAGCCGACGCACGACUCGGUAUGACAUUGACCUUACUAAGUGUAUAUUCUGUGGACUUUGUCAAGAAGCUUGUCCUGUCGAUGCCAUCGUUGAGGGACCGAAUUUUGAAUAUUCGACGGAAACUCAUGAGGAAUUGCUGUAUAAUAAAGAGAAAUUGUUAACUAACGGCGAUAGGUGGGAACCCGUUCUGGCAGCCAAUUUACAGGCUGAAUAUCUAUAUCGAUAG